UUUACAACGUAAACCAGUCUAAGAAGAAGGAUUGAGGACUUUCCUCCUGAUCUGUGUCUAGAAAUGAAGCGCUGUCACUUUCCAGUGCAUUCGCUUCUUUUUCUUUUUCUCAUGUUUGGUGGCUUGACAUUCGCAGACCGUGUCGUUGAUGUACGGGGUAAAACUCUCAGUCGAGGCACAGACAAAGGAAUGGCUUAUGCCAAAUUUAAGGCUCACAAGUUUUCUUACCUAAACAUCAGCAACAUUGGUUCAGAUUAUGUUAUGAAAGGCAGUGAGUGUGGACUGGCUUGUGUCAACAUACCUUUAUGCUUCUCCUUCAACCUGGCUGCACUUCAAGAUGUCAUUGGUAAAUUACUGUGUGAAUUACUUCCAUCGGACAUUUACAACAACUCGGAAAAGUUUGUCGCCAAUCACAGUCACCAUCACUUUAGUAUCACAUCUCCAUGUAUCAGUUGGCCCUGUCAAAACAAGGGGACAUGCACAGCACAUUACGAGAAGAACAGUUAUGUGUGCGUUUGCACGAAAGGGUACACUGGGAAACAUUGUGAAAUCGACAUUGAUGAAUGCGCCGAGGACUCACACACUUGCGAUGUCAAAACUCAUUGUGCAAAUACUGUGGGAUCCUACAUAUGCACCUGUAAGCCAACCUAUUAUAGAAAUGGAGAAACAUGCAGACAAAUUGCCCUGAACGCUUCCAGUAUCCUAAGCGGUCUUGACCGUGACAAGUACCUAGGAGUGCUGGUAUCGUACUUGAGUCCUGUUCUCAUGGAUUUAAACCGCAGUGUAUUUUUGAGAUGCUGGCAUGCCAAGACAGACGGAUGGGCUGCAGCGACAUUUCACAACAAUUGUGAUGGAAAAGGACCCACAGUGACGAUCAUCCAAGUCAAUUCUCAUAUUUUUGGUGGAUAUACCAAUGUAUCUUGGAACGCUGCAGGCAACAGAUGCAGUUGUGUUUUAGCCAGUAAGGCCUUUAUCUUCUCACUCCACAACAUCAAUGGAUACGCUCCCGUGAAACUCUCACAACACAAACACAGAGGUUUCUGCUCUAUGAGAAACUGUCCCUCUCUUGGACCCUCGUUCGGUUAUGCAGAUAUCCGUGUCGCGAAUGACGCUGUCAACAAGAAUGACUCCUUCACCCACUGUGGAUGCAGGUACACCCCUCCCCCAAGAUAUUCACAUAAGGACUGUCCAUUUUUUGCCGGCACCAUUAAGUUUUCUCCCACUAACAUCGAAGUAUUCUACGAAGUUUUACCUUAAAGAAAAUGUCAUCGUUCAUGACAUUAAAAGAUUCAUUAGCAGACAAUUUAGUGCACUGAUGUAAUCGUUUUGCAGUACAAGCAUAAACACCUUUAUAAAUAGAACUUCAAUGUGCAUUUAAAUCAAUUUGCAGGUGGUCAAAUUAUGCAUGUGAAUCUGUAUUUCCACUUAUUACAGUAUGACUACAUCGCGCGCAUGAUGUACUUGAAGUUAUUUUGACUCAUGUUUACUUGCUUUAAAAUGCUGUCUUAGUGUAGGGUAAGUAAUCACUAAAUUACUAUUGAGUAAGACCUAAUGA
Stylophora pistillata is the source of this 1555-nucleotide messenger RNA. RefSeq lists its product as uncharacterized. Gene Ontology annotation, molecular function: calcium ion binding. The record is from RefSeq and is a predicted model, not a curated record. NCBI's taxonomy places the organism in Eukaryota, Metazoa, Cnidaria, Anthozoa, Scleractinia, Pocilloporidae.